GCCACUGUCUCACCCCACGAUGCCACUGUCUCACCCCACGAUGCCACUGUCUCACCCCACGAUGCCACUGUCUCACCCCACGAUGCCACUGUCUCACCCCACGAUGCCACUGUCUCACCCCACGAUGCCACUGUCUCACCCCACACGAUGCCACUGUCUCACCCCACGAUGCCACUGUCUCACCCCACGAUGCCACUGUCUCACCCCACGAUGCCACUGUCUCACCCCACGAUGCCACUGUCUCACCCCACGAUGCCACUGUCUCACCCCACGAUGCCACUGUCUCACCCCACGAUGCCACUGUCUCACCCCACGAUGCCACUGUCUCACCCCACGAUGCCACUGUCUCACCCCACGAUGCCACUGUCUCUCCUGUGAAUCUCAGAGCCCUCGAAGUUAACCACCACCCGAACCACAGGAUGUAAAGCUCUGCAGUCGGGGCCCAGGCGCAAGGUGCCAGACGGAGAUGGAUACAUGCCACCAUGGCUGCUACUGCUGCUGGAUGAGAACACAUCCCUAGAGAAGAAAACAGUAAAGCCUGGUGUAGACCAGUCAGGCAUGCUGGAGAGAGCCAAGGAGCAUUACCGGGAUGUGAAGAAGGUUCUGAACAUCCCAAUGGAGUCAGUAGUGUUUGAAAAGAGAAAGAACCGAGAGGAGAGGAUGAGAAAUCUUUUCAAUGCUCUAAUGGCCUCAAAGUCCGACGCUGGUCUGUCCUCACUCCUUACCUCUCUGAAGAGUGGGCUGAAGGAGCCCAAAUCCACCACUGGUCUCUGGUUUGCGACACUGCAGAGUGAUGCCACAGAAUUGUCUGGAGACAGAGACUCCCAAUACAACCUCAUACUGCAAAAGAUCUCAGAGUUUCAAAGCUUCUCCAACAAAAAGCUCCCCUACUCCAAGGAGAAGUUCUGUCUCCUGGUCCUCUCCAUGUCACCCAAUCAGCUGCUUCGACCGGCCAUGCAGGAAGCACUGCUCUUCCUCACGGAGAACGUGCUGCUGUUGUUGCCGCGGCAACUCAAACAGUGGUACCAGUACCUAAAGCUCCCCUUCCCCACCACGGCAACCGCCUCCUGAAAAAGAAAAGGGAUCCACCUACUUGCACUCUCUCUGUUCUUCACUACCUGUCUACAAUGUGGGCCUGGGACUUACAGGCCUGGGUCUGAAAUGGCUCCUUAUCCUCAACAUAGACCCGUAAUAUUGGGGAAUAUAGUCAUUUCAGACAGCCCUGGGUUCUUGGUGGGAUAGCCAGUGUUGGGGGCUCAGGUCAAGACGAUCUGUUAACUGGUUGAGACAUUAAAACCUGUUAAAGAUUAGAGAAAAACUAAACUUUUUUUUUGUAAUGUUUUUGAAUGUUAAGUAGGGUUGUGAAGCCCCAUCUUUUAUAUUAAUAAUAUAUAUGAGAGAACUAGCGCAGUUCCUCUGGCUACAGACCAUGAAAGUGGAACAUAAAUAUUUAAGUACCUAGCAGAACAUGGGAAUAACCACAGAACCACUGGUAUGUCUUCAUCUAC
This is a messenger RNA of Oncorhynchus gorbuscha (pink salmon), 1508 nucleotides long. RefSeq lists its product as uncharacterized. NCBI's taxonomy places the organism in Eukaryota, Metazoa, Chordata, Actinopteri, Salmoniformes, Salmonidae. The transcript has 7 exons. The record is from RefSeq and is a predicted model, not a curated record. The coding region runs from base 475 to 1071 and encodes 198 amino acids.